CAUCGCUACGGAAAAUCGUUCCUUGCUGCGUCGAUCGGACAACUUUUACGUCGCGUUGGUUCGGGCAUUUUCUUCGCUUUCUUUGUACCUUCGAACUUCACUCAAGGAAAGCCGAUUUUAUUUCACGUCAGCGAUAAUGGAGCUGUUCCACAAAGCAAAGCACAGCAACAACUUCGGUUUACGAAAAUAUUAUCCGUGGUCGGGGUACAUUAAUUACGAACCGUGGGUUACUGGCCGCGUAUCUAACAGGGAAAGGAGAUACGUCUGGUCCCAUAUGCAGGACGUAUUUUGUUGGGACGAGAUGACCAUCAAAAGGAUCGAGAACCCAUUCCUCUGGGCACGAUAUGUCUUACGUUACGAAGAAAUGAGGGCCGACUCUGCAUCUAGAGAUGUGUCUGAGGAGAUCGUGAUACAUGCUACAUCCAUCUCUAGCGCCUAUAAAAUAGCCGACAAUAAUUUUAAUUGGAGACUGGCGAGACGCUGUCGCUUUGGUCACGGAGUCAGCUUUGCAAGGGAUGCCGACUACGCAGAAGCUCAAGCUAGUGAUAAUGAAGCCUACAUAAUAGCUGGGAUCCUUGUAGCUAACAGCGACAUUGGUAAUUAUGGAACGCAUAUUCCAUCGUACUUCUCAGACACGACAGUGAAUCGCCAAGACAGUGUAUGCGUCAAAUACAAUGACAAUGAGUAUUAUCCAUACUAUAUGAUUUAUUAGGUAUGAAACGCCACAAGUAACAUCCUAAUACAAUCAAGAUUAUCUUUAGCUGUGAAAAUAAGAUAAAAUAUGACAAUAUUUAGAUAACAUAUGAUAGUAAACUUCAGUACAAAAUUAUACUAAGGAUAUAUAAGUGUGCUAUUAUAAGACUAUGAUAUAUGUAAACAGUUUCUACACUUAUACUUGAGGGUGUAUAAGAUUUUUUUUUAGUUGAAAAAAUGCUUGGAUAGCAUCAAUACGUUUGCAAAUUUGUGUAACACUUGUGGACAUGAUGGAUAUUGCCAUGCAUAAAUUAUUACUUUUCUUUUAUAUACUUUUGAAUAAUUUUACAAAGAACAUUUCAGACCCAUAUCCC
Messenger RNA from Diprion similis, 1067 nucleotides. Its product is annotated as protein mono-ADP-ribosyltransferase TIPARP-like. The transcript has 2 exons. Bases 137 to 712 code for a protein of 191 amino acids. The record is from RefSeq and is a predicted model, not a curated record. Lineage: Eukaryota; Metazoa; Arthropoda; Insecta; Hymenoptera; Diprionidae.